This is a messenger RNA of Mytilus californianus (California mussel), 6897 nucleotides long. RefSeq lists its product as uncharacterized. The transcript has 2 exons. NCBI's taxonomy places the organism in Eukaryota, Metazoa, Mollusca, Bivalvia, Mytilida, Mytilidae. Bases 52 to 4152 code for a protein of 1366 amino acids. The record is from RefSeq and is a predicted model, not a curated record.
AGCGUGAGUCCAACGUUGUCGACAGCUACUGAAAAACAGCACCACACGAAUAUGGAUUCUUCUAAUAAUGAAAACAAACCUGCAGAUUUGUAUGAGAAUACACAUACAAGAACCACUAAUGUGGAUGGUUCAGAAGCAACCUCUACAAGAACCACUAAUGUGGAUGGUUCAGAACCAACUUCUACUAAGAAACAGCAAAUUAAAAUGUACUCUGUGCACCCAGGAAUGGUACAGAGUAUAACUAAUUUUGAAAAUAAUAGAGUGUUAUACAAUGCAUUCCGGAAAUAUAAACUUUCUAGUCAAAAACGACAGAGGAGAUCAAUAUCAAUUCCUUCUUUCUUACAAAAACCAAUAAAAGUUUACAAUAAUGCGUAUGGAACAGGUAAACGUAAUCAGAAUUCUAUUCAUAUCAAAGGAACGAAUAAAGUUAGAAAGAUCUUUUUUGAAGUUCCAAACAAUAUUCAUAGUAAGAUUGAAACACCUACCGAAUCAUACAAUGACUCAAAAGUUUUAAAGACUCAACCAGAAAUCGAGGUGUUAUUGAAUUAUGCAUUAGAGAACACGAAAAAUCCUGUUUAUCAGAGUGACAAGAAAAGUGAAUCAUUGGGAGUUGUUAUUCAUCAAUAUACGACAGAGAAACCUACACUACAAAAACGCAAGAAAAGUCGGCACACAAAAAGACAUAUAAAAGACCGUCUAUUUCGAAGGAUAAGUAAAUCUUUGUCAAAUGGGCUGCCUAUAUAUUCGAAAGCCAAUAAAGAAAGUAUUCUGGAGAAAAAACCUACAGAAUUUUUUCCGGGAAAUGAGUUAAGUCAUGGUAGUGGGAUUCGAAUUAAUCUGGGUAAUAUUCAACAAACUCUACAGGAAAACUCUGAAAUGAUUCGUUCAAAAGAUGUAUUAAAAGUGAACAAGAACAAAUUUGAUUUAUCUCCAUCAAAAACAUUUAUGUCUAUUGACCAUAAUCCUGUUUCCAAGACUAAAAUCAGACCGAAGAAUAUCUUUUAUGAUACAAAAUUUGAAUUACCAAAAUCAUCCAAUCCUGCUGAUAUAAAAGAAAAAGAUAACAUUCCGAAACAAAAUAAUCAGUGGUAUGAAAUGCCUCAAUCGAAUUUAAAGCCGAUAUUCAAAACUCAUCAACAUGAUAAGAACAAGGAUAAUAAUGAUAAUAAUAACAAUUUACUUCCAGUUGAUACUGCCAUGCCUUUAAAUAGACGAAAGAUGCCAACAUACAAAUUUCCAUUUAAACAUUCCAAUCAGAUGAACGAUAAGCCUACCAAAACAGAAGAAAUAAAACCUACUAAAAUAUUAUCAUAUCAUAGCAGUGAUACAUCAAGCAGUGGUCUCUCUUCAAAGCCGGGAAAAUCAUUCGUGUAUAACCCGCAACAGCAUCACGACAGCAUCACUGAUAGGACGAAGUUUAUAUCUGGAUUAUCAGAGUUUAACGAUAUCGCGGUGGAAAAUGAUUUUCCCAAUUUUAAUAAAGAAAAGCCUUCUGAAUCAAAUCUUAAUGCACACACUGAUAAUAUGCCUAGUGUGAAUGAUAUAGGGACUGAUCAGAUUGAAAAAAGUCGUUUAGAUCCUAAUCGUCCUAACGUCAUUAACUUGUCAAAUAUUAAAAUAGUGCCAGGGGGUUGUAUAAUCGAAGGCAGGUUCUAUCGUUAUGAAGAUCUUCCAAAGUUUAUUCAGGAAUUUUAUGAUAACAAGACAAAAAACGAACAUCUCGAACUGUCGCUCGGUGAUGUUGAAAACGUUUUAAACGAUUACACGGAAAACAAAGGUUCUAUUUCUCAAAGUUUCUCAACUGAAUUCCCAAUGUUAGAGCUGAUCAAAGGGAAAGAUGCCAGUCCUUUUUCUAUACAACUCCCAGAAGAUUCUCAAGGAUAUGACAUAUUAGCGGGUCCACACCUCCACGAAAGUUCACGUCAGUUGGCUGUUUUACAAGCAAAUAAUUUCGCAGCAGGCAAUGAACGUUUCGGCACGCCAAGAACAAUGGUAUCAAGGCCUGAUAUACACAAUAGACAAACAAAAAUAAAGGGAAAGGAAAACAACCGCCAAUUAUUCAAUCCAGUUCUAAAAUGGAGUGAAGGUGUUUCGGAUAAAGCUUGGACAGGAUUAGCCCCAGUCGCUAAUUACCAAGUUGCUUCGGAUAUUAGAGUUGUAAAUUCUUUAUCACCAGGCCAUUUUGGUGCUCAAAACAAAAACACCAACGAUUACAGGACUUAUAAACUGAACGGUAACAGCUUUGGGUCGUACAACAAUGAAAUGAAGGAAGUAAUAAGCCUACCAGGAAUGGGAAUAAAAGACCAGAAGGUUUUAACUAAGUUUUUCAAUCCAAUUCACAUCAGCAGUAAACAAACCGUUUCUCUUGUGCAGAGAAAAAAUAGUGAAUCACCACCUUCUACAAAGAGACCUAAUGAAGGAAGUAAACUGUAUUUAAAUGACGUAAAUACUGAAAAGAGUCAUCAAAAUAAAUUUUUAAAAGGUGCUUCGGGUGAUAUUAUUUUGAGGGGCUUUCUUGAUAUACCCCUGAAUAGUAUGUCAGGUAAACUAACAUUGAGUAAAGCUUUAAAGAAAACAGCAAACCAAAAAACACAGUCAAACGGUGUUGCCAAAAAAUUGGGUUUAGUACGAAAACAAGCUAAGCAAGAUGCAAAUUCAAAUGGUAAAGCAGAUAAACUGGUUUUUAAAAACCCCGUACAAGAUGAGGCUUAUCACGAUGCAUAUGCAAACAAUGAUGCAGAUAAACUGGAUUUAAAGAGCCCAGUACAAGAUAAGGCUAUUCAUGACCUACAUUCAAACGGUGUCGCAAAUAUACUGGGUCACAACAGCUUAUUACGAGAAAAGGCUAAUAGAAAUAUACAAUCAAACGGUGUCGCAGAUAAACUGAGUUUAAUGAGUAAAGUAAAAGAUAAGGCUAAUCAAGAUGCACAGUUAAACGGUGUCGCCUAUAAACUGGGUUCAAAGAGCCCAGUACAAGAUAAGGCUACUCUGGAUGUACGUUCAAAUGGUGUCGCAGAUAAACUGAGUUUAAAGAGCGAAGUACAAGAUAAGGCAAAUCAGGAUGCGCAGUCAAACGGUGUAGCAAAUAAACUAGGUUUCAGCAGCUCAGUACGAGGAAAGGCUAAUAAAGAUGCACAAUAUAACGGUGUUGCAAAACUUGGUUUGAAAAACGUAGUAAAAUUACCGGCUAAGCAUGUUCCAAGUGAACGGGUUUUACAUAGCGCAAUUCAAGAAAAAACUAAUUACAAAGAUCAAUCCAACGGUAAGACAGAUAAAUUAAAUUCAAAUAAAGGAAUACAAGAAAAUGUUCACCGAGAUACUACCAUAGUUGACACGGUUAGUAGUGUCAGUACAAGACCAAAAGACAAAUAUCCCCAUGAUACGCGUAUGAAUAGCUUAGAAGAAAAACUAAAAAAACAUACAGGAAUACAUGGCACAAGUCACAAUGAUAUGUGGUUAAAUGGAUUAGACGGAAAACCAAGUUCAAGUUUAAAUACUGGAAUUCAAAACAAAAAUCCCAAUGAUGUAAAGUUGAAUGGUGUUGCAACGAAGAAACGUUUGAAUAGCAGAAAACAAGACAAAACAACUCGACAUGACAAGCAGUUAAAUAGGGUUGUGUCUGUAAAUACGAAAAUACCAGAGAAAAGUGUUCUUCAGGAUAUAACACUUAAACAAAAAGAUAAAGUCUUGUUAUUAUUGAAGGACAAUAAGCGCAAUUUAGACCACUUGAACAACAACGCAUUUACAAAUCUCAAAAGUAUAUUAAAGGCUACUUCCAGCGCACAAAAAUCUGUCGCAUCACACGUGCGUAGUGUAAAGAAGGAACUUGGACCUCGCACAUUUUUUGACAUAAUUGAAAAUAACAUUAUCAGCCCUUUUAAAUCAGUACCAAAAGUUACUCAUCUGAAAGAUAAUUUUGCUUCUAACUUCAAUUUAGGGGAAAUAUUGAAAAAUGGCAUGUCUGCCUUUAAUUAUGAACCUGUUACGUUUCCAAAUUUCAUAGCGCCUCCGAAACGAAAUUUAAUAAUAACACCUACAGCCAGUAUCCCAUUACAUUUAUCAGGACAACACAAUCUGGACACUAUUAUGCACGAAAUUGUGACAUCACCUUUUGGGACGAGACAAAAUUCAAUAAUGGACAUUUUCGGCUAAUGUUAUCUCAAAUCAGAAAAAAAAAAAUCACCUUUGGUGAUUACAUAUUAGAUGGCUGCUUCAGGGGUAUAUAAUGGAAGUUACUUUUCCUAAAAUGAGCUUUAUUGCUCUACGCUUACUCUCCGAAAUAAAGGACGCGUGUAAUAUAUGAAUUAUUUCAAUUACGAGAAAGAUCUGUUUAUGGGGUCAGAAUUAUUUAGAUAAAACAGAAUAUUAGACUUGAAAGUAUGAAAACGCUAUUUUAGUGACAGAAUUUCUCAUUCAAAAACAAUAAAUUUUAUUGUACGGUUAGUUACAACAUACUGUGUUUCAAAAUCCGUCUUAUUUAUUUUAGCAAACAAAAUAAAUUAUCUUAGCCAAAAUGAAAGGUGUCGCUUUUUCGACUUUUUAUAGACAAGCAUCUGCUUGUCCUAUUGUUGCUGCUUUUUCUGCAGAUUAUAUCAGUCUGAUAAUUUUUUUAUUCGACAAAUGACUCUUCACUUUAUACUCGCACAAUUAUAAAAUGUCGAAUUGUAAUUAUUUUUAAUAAAAUAUCAUUUAUAUUCUACGUAAUUGAAUACACCUGGGACUAUUAUACUAGUAUAAUAGUCCCAGAAUAGACAUAUAAAUAUGUGUUUUCUCAAUAUAUUUAUUCUACGUAGUUGAAUAGCAAUAAUAUGUAGUAACAGGUCCGACUUAGAGUAUCCUUUUCACCUAUUUUUUUGUAAGUUAGUUUGACAUAUGCACAUAAUAGAAAAAUCCAAUCCAUUUACCAAUUUCCUUGUAAAUUACAUCUGUCAAACAAACAGAAAAUAUCAGUUAACACCCGGAAAAUGUUUCACACUGUAAAACAUGAUAAUUUUCUUGGUUUUUUUUUCGAGACUGCAAACGAUUAUAAACUUGGCCUUUUCAAUAUCAGUAAGAGGGUUACGCACUGUUUGUUCAUUAUUACGUAAUUGUAAACUGUUUAUUUUUCAUAUUUGUCACUUGAUUACUAGAUGUGACAUUCAUAAUAACAAAUGUACAUGUAUUAUUACAAAUGUUUUAUUUUCAUAGAUAGUUAUAAGCAUCAAUCAUGUUAUGCGUUCUUCAUAUUUUAUGCAAAGCUUUCUUUUGACGCUGCCAUUUUUUUGUUUGUUACUUUUUUAUAUGAAAAAAUAAAGAAUAAGGUAGAUUUUCGUAAAGCAAAUUCUUCCAUGAAAUUCUAUGAAAUGUCAAAAUUUUCGAAGAAAUGGCGAUUUAUAUAGGGUGAUGUUCUUUAUCCUAAAUGCUAGUAGAAGAUCAUCAAACAAUAAUUGAAGCGAGUAAAGUCUUCUUCAAAUAGAUUCUUGCAUUUUUACUAUGUAUGGAAAGAAAUGCGAAUGAAUGAUACUUUAUACAUACUUUAUUCAUCAGCAGGAUCUUGGAAGUAAUAGACCCAAGCAUCUUAAAGGACAACAAAAUGUGACGUUAAAGAUUUAUUAUCAAACAGUUUCUGUAGUCGGAUUGAUAAAAAUGAAAUGAUUUCCGACAAACAAAAAUGUCGAAUAAACGAAUCAAUUAAACUUAAAUUAAUUGCGAAAAAAAUGGAAGAUAUAUAACCGGUUCAUAACUUGAAAUCAGUUUUGGUAGAUGCAAUAAGUAUAAGUCGGGGUUUUCGAUCGUGUGGAUUGAACAAAUAGUUAUGCAAAAUGUUGUUGUCCUUGAGAUUUUCAAGACAUUUUGACAAGGUUUCAGAUUUUCAAGUGUUUUCCCCUGGAUUGUCACAACGAAAAAUGUAAUUACUAAUAACAUAGGUACGUACACUGGUAAGGGGGUGGUGGAAUAUAUCAUGCUUUAGUACUGACUGCUACAUUUGGUCAACAAUCAUCGAACAGUGACUUUUUUUAUUAUAUUAAACAGGUUCUACAUAAAUGAAAUCAAUACUUUUACUUAAUAUGUAGUCGAUUUGCUAUGCAUAUUAUGAGAUCCUUAAGUUUCUGCUUAAACAACUGAUGUUUUUGGACCAAUAUAGGUUCUGUAUACUUUAAAAUAUUGGAUUAUUAUGAUAUGCAUAUGCAUUUCCUUUCACCUGCUCAAUCUUUAGUUUUAUGUUAAAUAUUGUGUGGACUGUCUUUUCGCCGAUUUUCUUUUGGAUUGGUAUAGUCUGUUUUUUUUCCGACUUCUGGUUUGUAUUGCCCCCUCUCUUUGAUAUGAUAUUCCUCUUUCUAUACCGACAUUAAAGUUCUUACCUUUUUACUGAUAAAAACAAAGAAGCUAUGGUAUAAUUGCCAAUGAGACAACUCUCCACCAGAGACCAAAUGACGUAGAAGUGAGCAACUAUAUGCACCGUAUGGCCUUCAACAAUGAUCAAAACCAAUAUCUCAUAGCAAGCUAUUAAAGGAUCCGAAAUGACCGCAUCUGUUUAUUUCGCAGAUGAAGAUAAAAACGGGGGUUUGAGCACUCAACAUACUAUUUGACACAUGUCUUAAGUCAGGAACCUCGUCUGUGGUUUACUUUACUUAUAUCUUGAUAAUUUUUUUUUUAAAGAUCAUUGGAAACCUUUGCAAGAACUAUUCAACUUGUUUAUCUCGGAUAGAGCGUUAAAUGUGUAUAGACAUGUGUGUACUGUUGAAGCAUUCGUCCAACCCUCUUUAAAAGAUAAUAAAGACAUAAAUGAGGACAAUUGUUUUAUCCUAGGAACACUAUUUCAGUGACCUCCAUAUAAAGGUUAAUCAUGUAUGUUAAUGAAUGUUCUAUCAAAUUAUAAGAUUAUUGUUAAAGGAACGUUAAUAAAACAAUGAUAUA